Mollisia scopiformis is the source of this 2729-nucleotide messenger RNA. RefSeq lists its product as uncharacterized. Lineage: Eukaryota; Fungi; Ascomycota; Leotiomycetes; Helotiales; Mollisiaceae. Bases 137 to 2671 code for a protein of 844 amino acids. Gene Ontology annotation, biological process: carbohydrate metabolic process; protein quality control for misfolded or incompletely synthesized proteins; glycoprotein catabolic process. Gene Ontology annotation, cellular component: cytosol; nucleus. The transcript is spliced from 4 exons. Gene Ontology annotation, molecular function: peptide-N4-(N-acetyl-beta-glucosaminyl)asparagine amidase activity; carbohydrate binding. The record is from RefSeq and is a predicted model, not a curated record.
CUUUAUCAUGUAACGUGCUGCUGAUAGCGGAAGCCGAUCGUAAUCUUAGGUCGUGCAAGUAGCUAUGAUUUAUAUCUCCGUCCCGCCCCCUCGUGGGGCAGAUGGCUUGGUGGCGUUGAGAUUCUGUUGCCCCUGAAUGUCUCUCAACAUGGCACGAAGUCAAGGUCUCUCGUUGUUGCUUGCUGCCGCUGCGAUCGGAUCCGUUGUCUCUCAGAACUCUACAAGUGGAUCAUACGAUGUUUUGCAAUAUGUGAAUCAAUUGAUCGGAAGUAGCAAUGGAGGGAAUGUCUUCUCUGGAGCUACCCUACCCUACGGCAUGGCCAAAGCCGUAGCCGAUACUGAUUCUGGUAGCAACCAAGGCGGCUUCACUGAUGACGGCUCCAAUGUCACGGGAUUCUCUUCAAUGCAUGACUCUGGUACGGGCGGCUCUCCGUCGCUGGGAAACUUUGCUCUGUUUCCCUACAGUGCAUGCCCGGGCGACGAUAUCGAUCAAUGUGUGUACCCGAAAAAAUCGAGAAAGAUUCCAUACGUGAACAGUUCUGUAGUUGCAACUCCUGGCUAUUUCAGCAUCGAGCUUGCAAGUGGAGUCUCGGUAGACAUGACAACCACGCAACAUACAUCACUGUUCCGAUUUAAAUUUCCAGCGAUGGAGGCCGAGGGUAAUGCCUCUAGCCCACUCAUCUUGAUGGACCUUACGGAUCUUUCGGAUUCUCGCCAAGAUAAUGCAAGUAUCUCCGUUGAUGCCGAGACUGGCCGAAUGCAGGGAAAUGCAAGAUUCUUGCCAAGCUUUGGUAGUGGAAAUUAUAUUGCCUACUUUUGUGCGGACUUCUCUGGAUCACCGAUCCGGGACAAUGGAAUUUAUGCCAACAGUCGCGCAAGCACUGAUGUCAAGGACUUGAAAAUCUCAAGAUCGAUCAACGGGUAUCCUCUUCCAGGAGGAGGUUUCAUUCGCUUCGAGUCACCUGGCGACAAUGCGAUUCUUGCCAGAGUAGGAGUCAGUCUGAUCAGCAGUGACCAAGCAUGUUCAAACGCGGAGAGUGAAAUUCCAUCAUUCAAUUUUGAGGCAACUCAUACUGCUGCUGAGACCGAAUGGCGCAACAAAAUCAGUCCAAUUGUGGUGAACAGGAGUGGGGUCAAUGACUCGAUGUUGCAAAACUUCUAUUCAGGAAUCUACAGGACAAUGGUCAAUCCUCAGGAUUACACAGGAGAGAAUCCGCUGUGGGAAAGUGAUGAACCAUACUUCGAUUCCUUCUACUGUAUCUGGGAUCUUUUCAGAUCUCAGAUGCCAUUCUUGACAGUUUUGGAUCCUGCUACUGUCACAAAGCAGAUUCGUUCGCUCAUUGACACCUAUGUGCAUGAGGGCUGGCUACCUGACUGCCGCAUGAGUCUGUGCAAAGGAUACACUCAAGGAGGUUCCAACGCUGACAAUGUGCUUGGUGACGCUUACUUGAAAGGCCUUUCAGACGGAAUCGACUGGGAGCUUGGCUAUGCAGCUGUUGUGAACGACGCUGAAAAUGAGCCCUAUGAUUGGUCUAACGAGGGCAGAGGUGGUCUAGAUAGCUGGAAGUCUCUGGGUUAUAUCCCUGUCCAGGACUUCGACUACAAAGGUUUCGGAACAAUGACGCGAAGUGUUUCGAGAACUCUCGAAUACUCCUACAACGACUUCGUCAUCACGCAAAUUGCAGCUGGCCUUGGGAAGCAAGGCGAUGUGGAAAAAUAUACCGGUCGCAGUGGAAAUUGGAAGAACCUUUUCAAGGCAGAUCAAACCUCCUACAACAUUUACGACGGCAAUGUGAAUACCGGAUUUGUGGGCUUCUUCCAACCUCGAUAUCUGAACAAGACUUUCGGAUUUCAGGAUCCAUUAAAGUGUAGCAACAUCGACACGAACGAAAAUGAUGUUUGUUCACUACAGAAUACCGGAGCCGAGACUUUUGAGAGCUCGAUAUGGGAGUAUUCAUUCUUUGUGCCCCACGACCAAGCAACCUUGAUCACUACUCUCGGUGGCCCUGCAGCAUUUGUCGAUCGUUUGAACUAUCUUCAUGAUCAAGACAUCACUUACAUCGGAAAUGAACCCGCCUUCCUUACUGUUUAUCAAUACCACUAUGCUGGACGACCUGGUCUCUCAGCAAAGCGCUCUCACUUCUAUAUCCCCACUUUCUUCCAACCCACGGACGCUGGCUUACCAGGAAACGAUGACUCUGGGGCAAUGGGAUCAUUCGUUGCAUUCUCAAUGAUGGGUCUCUUUCCCAACCCAGGCCAAAACGUCUACCUCAUCAUUCCUCCAUUCUUCGAAAGUGUUUCCGUCACUUCACCAAUCACCAACAAGACAGCGAUGAUCAGAAACAUCAAUUUCGAUGCUAGCUAUCAGAAUAUAUACAUCCAAUCUGCGACUUUGAAUGGAGAACCGUAUACCAAGAAUUGGAUUGAUCACUCAUUCUUCACCGAGGGCAAAGAAUUGGUUCUUACUCUUGGCAGCACAGAAAGUGCUUGGGGAACUCAAGUUGCGGAUCUACCUCCGAGUCUUGGGACCUAUGAAGGAUUUGGUAACUUCUCCAUCAAUAGCACAAGUUCAGCAAUGCGAAAGAGAGCCGUGAGGUACGCUUCUGCUGAUUUGAGUGAGAAGCUGGAUUUCAAGACGGGUGGCGCCUACUGGGCUGAAUCUGAGGGUUGAUUUUGCGAGAAGAAAAAAAUACGAUUAACAUCUGAUGCAUCGGGUUAUACAUAGAAAC